CUCCAACCACUGCGAAAUUCCUUGAGAAACUGAACAAGAAAUUUGAUGACCCAGGUAGAAAAGGCGCGAGAUUUUUCCCUCUCCACUUUUGGGUUUUUUUGCUCCAUGAAUUGAUAGAUGGCGCUGAUGGUGGAGAAGGGAAUAUUGUGGAAACGUCAGCUGAGAGAAAGAAGAAAAAAAGGGUGGAAUUUUUAUGUUGAAGAAAAUUUGUGUUUUUUAGAGAAAUAACAUUAUCAUUUGACCAAAAGUGGCGUGAAAAAAGUGAUGAAUAUGAAGAAGAAGGUACUUCUGAUGGGGAAGAGUGGAUCUGGGAAGACAAGUAUGCGAUCCAUCAUCUUUGCCAACUACAUCGCCAGAGACACGAGGCGUCUGGGAGCUACAAUUGACGUUGAACACUCUCACGUGAGAUUCCUGGGCAAUCUAGUGCUGAAUCUGUGGGAUUGCGGCGGUCAGGAGUCCUUCAUGGAGCAGUACUUUGCAUCGCAGAAGGAGAACAUCUUCCGGAAUGUGGCUGUUCUUAUCUAUGUGUUCGAUGUUGAGAGUCGGGAAUUGGACAAGGAUAUGCACUACUACCAGUCAUGCCUGGAGGCUAUUCUGCAGAAUUCACAGGAGGCCAAGAUCUUCUGCCUGGUUCACAAGAUGGAUCUCGUGGCGGAGGAUCAGCGUGAGCAGAUUUUUAAGGAUCGUGAAGAUGAUCUCAAGAGGCUAUCGAAGCCACUGGAGUGCACCUGCUAUCGCACCAGUAUCUGGGAUGAGACACUCUACCGGGCCUGGUCAAAUAUUGUCUACAUGCUGAUACCCAAUGUCAAGGCUCUCGAAUAUUCCCUGGGCGUCUUUGCCAAGAUUAUCGAUGCAGACGAGGUACUGCUCUUCGAGAGGGCUACAUUCCUCGUGAUCUCGUCAUUUGAGCGCAAGGAGCAUCGGGAUGCCCAUCGAUUUGAGAAGGUUUCCAACAUCAUCAAACAAUUCAAGCUCUCUUGCUCGAAGCUUGGCGCCAAAUUCCAUUCCCUCGAGGUCAGAAACAGCUGCUUCGCUGCCUUCAUUGAUACCUUCACGAGCAAUACGUACGUGAUGGUGAUAAUGUCGGAUCCGGGAAUGCCGAGUGAGGCUACUCUCGUCAAUAUUCGCAAUGCCAGGAAGCACUUUGAGGAACUGGAGAGUCCAAAUAGCAACAGUCUCAACAUAAGCUAUCAGAACUGAAGGACAUCCUAUUCAAUGGGGAAAUAUUUUUGAUGAAUUUGUUUAAAUGAAUAAUUAAAGUUUAUUUUGUUGUCACAAUACGCAAAACAAAAA
Messenger RNA from Phlebotomus papatasi, 1293 nucleotides. It is a transcript of the gene RagA-B, whose product is annotated as ras-related GTP-binding protein A. Gene Ontology annotation, molecular function: GTP binding; GTPase activity. Bases 265 to 1200 code for a protein of 311 amino acids. The record is from RefSeq and is a predicted model, not a curated record. Gene Ontology annotation, biological process: regulation of autophagy; cellular response to starvation; positive regulation of TOR signaling. Gene Ontology annotation, cellular component: lysosome; Gtr1-Gtr2 GTPase complex; nucleus. NCBI's taxonomy places the organism in Eukaryota, Metazoa, Arthropoda, Insecta, Diptera, Psychodidae. The transcript has 4 exons.